UGUUAGUAAAUAAAUACAGAUUAAUAGCAGCAUCCGUUUAAUUUAUGGGUGUUGUAAUUUAGGACAGGAGUUGUGUUUGUGGUUACCAGUGUGGCACGUGCGUCUAGUUGGAGUCAAUGUAGAUGCUGUCAGACUUACUAUUUAUGGUAUUUUCUGGAAACAUACAAAAAAUUAUGAUUUAAGAGUUGUUUGGAAAGAAUGGAAUGUUUAUUUGCAGUUGUGAAUGCAAAACGAUGUCAGGAAUUGAGACUUGAAUUACAUAACAGACAACUGUUACACCCAAAGUUACGAUCUGUGAAACAUUGUGAUGAAGUUGGAAUUCCGGUGAAAGAGAAUGCGACAGGUGAUAUAGAUGUACAGUGUUUAGAUGAUGGUUCUUUUGUACUGAAUGGCAUUCCAUUCUGCAUAGUACAGAAGAAACUUUAUAUGCCAUACCCAACAGUACAGAGACUCAUGCAAGUUGUUGAGGCUCUGAUGAGAAGCAAAGGACUUUGGCAAGAAAAUCUUGUGGCUGAAAUUCCAACUUCAUGGGAGAAGUAUGGGGAUUUACUUCUCUUUAAUAGUAACAAAUACUUUAAGAAUCCAGCAUGGUGUGAAGCAGGGCCAGAGCUUUGGACAAAUGUGUGUCUAGUUCUUAACGGAAAUCGUGUUGCUUUAAAAAGUCACAUCUCCCCAGAUGGAUUUCGCACACCAAAUGUUCAGUUGAUGUGGGGUGAAUCAACUUGGGUGGACUGUGUGGAUAAUGGAAUCAAGUAUAGUUGGGAUGUAACAAAGAGCAUGUACAGUGCUGGCAAUGCUUCGGAGCGUCAUAGGGUUGCCAGGUUCAGAUGCGAUGGUGAGGUGGUUGUGGAUAUGUAUGCAGGGAUUGGUUACUUUACUCUUCCUUACCUUGUUCAUGCUGGUGCACUAUUGGUCCAUGCCUGCGAAUGGAAUCCAGAUGCUGUUAUUGCUCUAAGAAAGAAUUUAAUUCAGAAUGAUGCGGGUGGAAGAUGUAUUGUACAUGAAGGAGACAACCAAAAGGUGCAGUUGUGUCACAUUGCAGACAGAGUAAACUUGGGAUUACUGCCAUCUUGCGAGGCUGGCUGGCAGGUUGCUUGUAAGUUUCUGAAGUCAUCUGGUGGAAUGCUGCAUAUACAUGGAAACAUUAUUUCAGGUAUUCACAAGACAAAAAUUGAGGCUGGUCUUCAUAAUUAUGACCACGAAACAGAUAAACUUGCAUUGUGUAUGAAAUGCAAAUGUAUUCUCUUAAGUGCAAAACCCAAGAAAUUCCUGCAUGAAAGUUGCAAACAGUCUUUUGGUUUUGAUGGUGUUGAGUUGUUCAUAGAGGACAGUUUGAUUAGUUGGAAGAAAGUUGAGUGGAAAGUUUGGGCCCUCCAUGUCUCGCAUUCUAUUUGCAGCAUUCUUAAUGGAAUACACAAAGUUGUAUGGAAAGUGUCAGUAGUGCAUCUCCAUCGCAUUAAAUCAUAUGCUCCACACAUUGAUCACUUAGUUUUGGAUUUGUAUUGUCGACCUUUUGUGCGAUGUUGGAAACCACAUGUCCUGUGAUCCACUCAAGGUAAAUUAAAAUUACAGUAGUGACUGGUGUUUAGGUAACAGGAUGAAUCAUGGUUUGUUUUGAAAGUCUGCCAUUAUUAGUGUGAUAUAUGCCAUCCUUAUUUUAAACAACAUUAAUUUGUCUCGUCAGGAAGAGACCAAUUUUGAAUCACAGCAGAAAUGAGAAGAUAAUUUAAAAAAGAUAUCAAGAAAAAAGCCUGAUCUGGUUGGAAUAUCUGAUUCAUAUUUUGGAGGUAUGAAUCUUGGUUGAGACCGGCUAUCCUGCAAGUUAAGUUUCAUAGUUUUUCUCAGUUCUGGUGAUUGCUAGAUUGGUACCUUGAAAUGAAACACAACCACUUCAUCUCACAAUUAAAACUAUUCAUUAUUCAUAAUCAUGCUACUGUAUAUCAUUUGAUACAGCAUAGCCAUAAAAGUUAGCGGACCAUCGUAAAAUAACUAAAUAAACAAUUGAUGAAAUAGGUUA
This is a messenger RNA of Zootermopsis nevadensis, 2017 nucleotides long. RefSeq names its product tRNA wybutosine-synthesizing protein 2 homolog. Gene Ontology annotation, molecular function: tRNA methyltransferase activity. Gene Ontology annotation, cellular component: cytoplasm. The record is from RefSeq and is a predicted model, not a curated record. Gene Ontology annotation, biological process: wybutosine biosynthetic process; tRNA methylation. Lineage: Eukaryota; Metazoa; Arthropoda; Insecta; Blattodea; Termopsidae.